Messenger RNA from Sphaeroforma arctica JP610, 1725 nucleotides. RefSeq lists its product as hypothetical. Bases 1 to 1725 code for a protein of 574 amino acids. The transcript has 9 exons. The record is from RefSeq and is a predicted model, not a curated record. Gene Ontology annotation, molecular function: nucleic acid binding. Lineage: Eukaryota; Ichthyosporea; Ichthyophonida.
AUGCAGAACCAGCUCUGCCGCGAGCUGGAGAUCAACGUUGAUGAGAAUCCCUGCGAUCCCAUUGGUGCAGGGGUUCUGCCACCUCCGGCCUUGAAGUUCUACAACAUCAUGGCUGCGCCAGGUUUGGAUGGGAAAUGGAACCUACGCAACGCCCAGUUCUUGACCCCGGCGCAGGUGGACGGCUGGAUUAUUGUGUCUGUGACUGAAGACUUUGGCGUAAGAGAGUGCGACGAAUUGGCUCGAGAGAUGCGAACUACGCUGCAGGGCCAUGGCUUAGUUUGUCGAGAGGGUGUGUACAGUGAACCGUAUGUCUAUGAAUGGGCGUGGGUGGAGGGUGUGUAUGGUGAGCCGCAUGUCUAUAAAUGGGCGUGGGUGGAGGGUGUGUAUGGUGAGCCGCAUGUCUAUGAAUGGGCAUGGGUGGAGGGUGUGUAUGAUGAGUCUCAUGUCUAUGAAUGGGCGUGGGUGGAGGGUGUGGGUGUUGAGCCGCAUGUCUAUGAAUGGGCGUGGGUGGAGAGUGUGGGUGGUGAGCCGCAUGUCUAUGAAUGGGCGUGGGUGGAGGGUGUGUAUGGUGAGCCGCAUGUCUAUGAAUGGGUGUGGGUGGAGGGCGUGUAUUUUGAACCACAUGUUUAUGAAUGGGCGUGGGUGGAGGCUGAGCCGAGUGUUGCUGUGGGCUUUCAAGAGAGUCUUGAUGACGCUUUGCUACGUGCCUGCCGGCCAUUCCAAACAUGCCGUCCCGACCUCAUCUUUGUUGUGGAGGGGUCGUCUGGUCAGUGGAAGGACGUGAAGAGAUUCGGAAUGACGAACGACAUUGUCACGCAAUGCUGCCUCGUAAAGAAUGCCAGAAGGGCAACUGAACCUCGAGGGGGCCAAGUGCGGUCUAAUCUCGCCCUGAAAAUCAACUCAAAACUGGGGGGCACCAACUGGGUGCCGGGUGUUCGUCAAGGCGAGAACGUGCUGCGGCCCUUUAUCCUCGGCAGCACGACCAUGUUGCUGGGCAUUGACGUCACCCACCCCACCGGAGAGUCCAGUGGUGCGACCUCUGUGGCAGCUGUUGUCGGGUCAGUGGACGACAAUCAGUCCAUCUAUGCCAGCCACAUCUUCUGCCCCGACAACGACGCCGAAGAGGUGCUGACACGGGAAGGACUGAACGAAGCACUCACCAAACUGGUGGACCACUACAAAGAGCGGCACCACGGGCAUGCGCCCGAGCGCUUUAUUCUGUUCCGCGACGGCAUAUCUCAAGGCCAAGUCCAAGAGGUGCUGGAAAAUGAAAAGGACGGCAUCAAACGAGCUCUAGAUGAGCUCUGCCCAAUGGGGCAUAAGUUGGCCAUCAUAUCUUUGCAGAAACGCCAUCGCGUCCGCUUGUUUUUGGACCAUAACAACAAGAAGACCAACCCGGUGCCUGGGCUCCUGGUGGACCAGGACAUAACCUUCCCAGGCGUCGAUAAUUUUUUUAUAAACCCCCACGUGCCUCUGCAGGGUACUGCGCGCCCCAUGCAUGCCACAUGUCUGUGGGACGAGAUCGGAAUCACCAGCGAGCUGCUGCGCCUGGUGACGUACUACGAGUGCUACUCGCUAGGCAGCUCAACUACUAGCAUCUCCCAGAGCACCCCAGCACGCCUGGCACACCACGCCGCCUACCUGGGCCAGCAGUUACGGGCAGCCGGGGCAAACAUGCGGGACAUCCGCGAGAUGAACUCCACCAAUCUCAUGCACUUUUUAUAG